AGAAGCUAGAGUUACAGCCCUUGCCAGACAUUAACAACACUGUGAGGUCGAUGGAAUCUUUCAAUCGUCAUGUUUCUGCUGACCAUCAGUCCAUAAAUGGAGCAUCCAGACACUAUUUCAACAGCAGCAGAGGAUGAUGUUAAGGCUAGCAAAGUGUUGGCUGAGACAGCCACAAAAAUGGAUGCAUCAUCACACCUACCUGAAGAUUACGAUGAACUUAUCGAUCUUCAUGCUCAUUUUGGAGACUCAUCAACACCUUCAUCAACUCAAGUGAUAGAUGGUACAGAGUUUAUCAGGUUAGACAGACCUCAUGCUUACAGACCAAGCAUGCAGCAUAUCAGCAUAGACAUCAACUCCUAUAAACGCUGGCGCAGAAUUGCCACUGCUCAAGGACUUUUCACAGAUGCACAGAUUGCUAAUUUCCUCACACAGCACUAUGAAAAUACUGCAAAUGGAGUUUCCUUUGCAGCUCGCUGCAUUAACUGCAACACCCCCUUGAGCUUGACCUGUAUCAAGUGUAGCCUGUUGCAGCAAACUGACUUUACCCAGACUUCACCCAUGUCACUGCCAGCUGAUAUUUCCACCAAUGACAUGACAUCACCCAGUAUCUCAGUUGUUACUUGUGACAGUUCCUUACAGCACUCCAUUCAUGGCAGUGGCAAUAAUGUUCUUCAGUCAACCAGUCCAAUCAUAGACAAUAGCAUGUUACAAGCUUCAGUUCCAGUUGUCAGCAUUCUACAGUCAGCCAAUUCUUCCAUUGAUGAUGGCAGCCUGUUGCAAGCCACAGUUUCAGAAGUCAGUAGCAGUGCCCUGCAACCAAGCAUCACGUCCAGUGGAAACAAUCUGGAUGCUCUGUCAAGCACAAUUACAAGCACCAAUGAUGAGGAAAUAAAAAGUGAGGUUCUUACACUGCCAUCAUAUGACCAUAACAGCAAUGACACUGGUUCUUGUCCAUCUUCAUCCUUGCUUUCUACACACACUGUCUCAUUAUCUUCCAUAGCUCCCAUACUGACGUCCCCAACAAUGACCAUUUUGAAUGAUGCAUCACAUAAUUCUGAAAGUGAUAAGGGAGAUCCAUCCAAGAAAACUGUGAAGAAAAGUAGUAAAGUGAAAGGUGAAAAGGGGCUGUCCUGCAAAGAGUGUGGAUGCCAGGUUGCUCAUAUAUCUCCAAGUAAAACAUCUUCCAAAAAACGGAAGCAGGUAUUCCAUUCAGAAAAACCUUACAAGUGCUCAGAUUGUGAUGCAGCCUUCACUCAUACUCGCAAUCUGAAAGCUCAUUUUUGGAAGAAACAUGCCCCCUCAGGAAAACCAUUUAAUUGUAAUUAUUGCGAGAAAACCUUCCUCAAUUCACGUGAUCUUCGUACUCAUACGUACAAGCACACUGGUGAGAUGCCCUAUAAGUGUACAUACUGUACAGCUGCAUUCACUUUGGCAUGCAACCUGAAGACUCAUCUACGUGUUCACACUGGGGAGAGACCUUUUAAGUGCAAAGUGUGUGGGAAAGCCUUCACAGAAUCAGGUGCAUUGAAAGUCCACAUGAGGAAACACACAGGGGAAAGGCCAUUCAAGUGUUCACAGUGCGAAAUGGCUUUUCCGAGUUCAGGGAAUCUAUCAAGGCACAUGCUGACUCACACUGGUGAGAAGCCCUACAUGUGUCAUCAGUGCUCCUCUGCUUUCUCCCAGCCUGGAAGUCUCAAGACUCACAUACGCACUCACACAGGAGAAAGACCGUACAAAUGCAAAGACUGUGGUGCUGCUUUUUCAGACAAUUCAACCCUCUGGAAGCACAAACGAAAGCAGAGCUGCCAAAAUCUGAAUCCAACGGCAAGCAAUGCAGUGACAUUAACACAAACAGCUCCUCUAAUACCCGUAGCUUUGGUGACAUCCACAAUACUACCAACAGUCUCCAGCUUGCCUUCAGAAGAAAACCAGCUUUCUCAGCAGCUCUCUUACAAGCCUCCAGCUCUUAAUGACACCCCAUUUAUUAAUGCUGUCAAUUGGUGCUUUCCCAUGCAGCAUCCUAUAAGUUACAUGUUGCUGCAUAAAUAUUAUUUCAGCUUUGUAGAUCCUGCAUUUAGGGUACAAGGACUAGAUCUUAGGAUUCUUGCUCUGAACGGCUCCAAAGUUCCAACUGGUGGUCCUGUUCUCCCCCCAACCCCAGCAUCAUCCUACGCCACUGCAGAAGAUGUUUUGCCUAAAAUUACCACAGACUGGAUCAGUCAGAAGACUGCUUUACCUAGAAUGUGGGUUAGUUUCUGGCCUGCUCAACAGGGGUACAUUGUACAUAUUUCUCACUGGCAUCAAUCAAAUUUUCUUCUGUGGAUUUGCGGUGCCUGUCAAAAAGUUAUGUCUGAUGCACACACAGCAAGGGAGUCUUACUCUCUGGUCAUGGAGACCACAGAGUCUCCAGCAUCAAAGGUGGAGGGGAUGGGGAUGGAUCCUGAGGACAAAAACAAAGCAGUAGAGGCAAAAACUGUGUGUAGACCACCAGAGGACUAUGAAGGCUUGCUAGACCUGCAAGUUCAUUUUAACUCUGCAGCCCGGCCAGUGGCUCCAGAAACAAUGACUGGAAACAUAAAUGUGGGUGGGCACCAACAGUGCAGACCUACUGUGCAGCACUUGGCCUUAGAUGGAGAAAUCUUUGAGAGGUGGCGGCAUUUUGGAAAUGCCCAUGGCAUGACAUCUGAUACAGAUAUUGCUACCUUUCUUAUGCAGCAGUAUGAAAAUACCAUUCAGUCCAUCAAUCGCUGUGCAGGAUGCCAUAUUCUUAUGCCUUUGUACUGUGCUAAGUGUUCAAUGGUUGCGCAAGAGACUAAUCCUGCUGCUGUUGGCUAUGGCCUGCAGAGCAACACUGGAGUGACACCUGUUCCUUUAGGUCCUUUUGUCACUGGGGACAGUCCUGCAGCUUUCCAGAUGCCAGCUUUACUGGAUUCUCAAACUUCAUUGUCCCAGCAUGAUGGAAAACAUAUUACUUACAUGACUGAUGACAACAGACUCAAGGUGCCCAAGAAGAAAAAGAAGAAACUGAAGAAAAUCAGAGGGAAGAAGGGGGAGUACACGUGCAGAGAAUGUGGUACUCACAUUGUUCAAACACGUGCCAAGAAAGGCACCCGGCGCACUGGUUACAAGCCCUAUAAAUGCAACGACUGUGGGGCAGCAUACACCUAUAGACGUGGCAUGGAGGAACACCUGUUCAAGAAGGAUGAGCUGACCAGUAGCUAUCAGUGCAUUCAUUGCGAAACCGUCUUGCUGAAUCCUAAUGACAUCAAACCACACACUGUCAAACACACUGGAGAGAUGCCUUUCAAGUGCUCUCAGUGCCCACUGGCUUUUUCUCUGUCAUGUAACUUAAAAACCCAUAUGAGGACGCACACAGGAGAACGACCAUUCAUUUGCACUGUCUGUGCACGAGCAUUUACACAGUCUAUUGCCUUGAAGGUGCACAUGCGCAAGCACACUGGUGAAAAACCAUUCAGAUGUGACCAGUGUGACAUGGCCUUUGCAGCAUCUAGCAAUCUCUCCCGACACAUGCUAAAACACACUGGCGAAAAACCAUACAAAUGCCAAUAUUGUGAGGCAGCCUUCUCCCAACCAGGGUCUUUGAAAACUCACACAAGGAAACACACUGGUGAAAAACCUUAUAAAUGUGAAACCUGUGGUGCAGCUUUCUCCGAUCACUCAACUUUAUGGAAGCACAAACGAAACAACAGUUGUGCUGCUGGUUCAAACCAAGCCCGUGGCAGAAAAGUAGCAGCACCACAAACACCUUCAACUCCACCACCACCACCACCUCCCCCAUUGCCACCACCCCCUACCCCGCCAGUACAGAUGACUAUGCCGAUGGGCAGUGUAAAUCAGCAGCAGACAUACAGACCAACUCAGAUAGAAGAACCACCAUAUGUUGGCAGUGUUACUUGGUGUUUUCCAAUGCAGCAUCACUGGAGUUGGUCACUUACCAUGGCUGAACCUGCAGGAUAUGAUCCUGUUCUGAAAUGUCUGUAUGUCAGUGAAGUGAUGUGCAAAGACUGGCAGUGCCUAGGUGUUAAUUUAGGUCUGGCCACUGAUACAGAUAUUGCCAAUUUUUUGAUUCAGCACUAUGAACGAAGCAAGGAAGGUUCACUGGGUAUUGGUUGCUGCACAGAAUGCAAAGGUCCUCUGAUAUUGUACUGUUUAAGGUGUGGCAGGCCAUCGAAGAAUACUACUUCUGGUUUGUUUGAAGAUGACCUGAAGCAACAGGCUGUUGUUAUAUGUUGUUCCCAGCUUGAUGGCUCAUCAGAAAUAGCACCAGAUGGCAGUGCUGUCAGACAUGAAAACAGUGACUACAAAGCAGUAGACAAUCCAGGAAGUAGAAGUUGUUACACUGUGGUGCCUGUGACAAGACUGCAACAUGCAGAAGCCAAACAAGGAAAUGCGCUAUUUAGCCAUCACCAGCAAGAUUCCACGUCAGCUACAAAAAACAAGGAUUGUCCUUUGCUGCAAACCUCCAUGCAAGAUUGCAGACCUGAAAUACAAGAACUGCCAUCACUGACAAAUACUUCUUCCAAAAGUUUAACAUCAGAGGAUCGCUCCAAAGAAUUGGCUGAUAUCUCUAAAACAACUUCCACAAUGUGCUUUGUUUCAGACAUGACUUAUGCAAAAGGAAACAAACCUGUCUUAGAUAAAUUGUCAGAAAAAAGUUUCAAAGCUGAAAUACCUGUAAAAUCUGUCCGACGAAGAGGAAGGCCACCAAAAAAUAAGUCACAGGUGAUGUCCAUGGUGGCUUUGCCUGAUAGUGAGAAAACAAGAGCAGUGCCGUUGAGACCACGGGAAUGUCGAGGAGGGGAAACAUUGAAUAAACCAGACAUCUUUUGUCCUGCACAGAAAUGCUCCUCACUGCCCACUCAGUUGACCUCUGGAUGUGAAAACCAGAACAAUAUGACAAACAUGCAGUGUGAAGAGAUGGAUGCUUGUCAAAGACAGCUGGAUAGAAAGAAAUCUCUCAAGUGCCCUAAGUGUUGGCGGUUGUUUGCCAGUGUUCAAAGUCUAAGCAACCACAUAAAAGUAGUGCAUGAAAACAUAAGACCAUAUGAGUGUGAAGACUGUGGUAAACAAUUCAGCCAGAGAGCACUGUUGAAGGUUCACAAACGGAAACACACAGGGGAGACUCCUUUUAGCUGUUGCCAGUGUGAUGCCAAGUACCAGAACAAGCUGGCAUUGAAAUGGCACAUAAUGACACAUGAUAGCAAGCAGCUGCACACUUGCAAUCAGUGUGGAGCUGGAUUUAAGUAUAGCAAUUCUUUGAAGGGCCACAUGAGAAAGCACACCGGAGAACGCCCCUACAGGUGUGAGCUGUGUAAUAAGACCUUCACAGAGUCCACCUGUCUCAAAGCUCAUCUGCGAGUUCACAAAGGUGAGAAACUGCACUGUUCUGUUUGUGGCAGGGGAUUUUUACAACCUUCUAACCUCAGGCGUCACAUGAAAACGCACAGGGAGCAGGUUGUCUCAUCAGAAACCGAGUCCAAAGAGGACCUUGAACCAGUUAUUGUGUUAAGAAGGCCAAAGAUAGGAAGACCCCGGAAACACUUUUUUGAGUUACCUUAUGUAAGUGAGGGGGAUAUGAAAGAAGAUGCAGAAUGUUCCCGGGGAGAGAGUAUGUGUAUUCCAGGACAGGCCAUCAGAUCUGGAAAACAACUCAGGAAAAGGCAGCAUUACUGUUACCAGUGCGGUGCUGCUUUCAUGAAUUCAGGAGGUCUGACAAUACAUAUGAGAAGUCACACAGGAGAGAAACCAUACAAGUGUGACCAGUGUGACCGAGCUUUUGCCAGUGCCUCUAUUCUCAAAAAGCAUGUCAAUGUGGUGCACAUGAAAGUUAAACCAUUCCAGUGUGACAUGUGUGAAAAAAGUCUUGGAACUUCUGCAGCACUGACAGUUCACAAACGCAAACAUACAGGUGAGACACCAUUCAAAUGCAGUCAAUGCUCUUCAGCCUUUGCAGCACUUGGAACUCUUCAGCAACACAUGAAGUCUCACAGUGACCUUCGACCCUUCUUGUGUGAAGAAUGUGGGGCAGCAUUUAAACAUGAAUACUCCUUGAAAAUACAUACCAGAAAACACACAGGUGAAAAACCAUUCAAAUGCCAGCUAUGUGACCGAGCCUUUAUGGAGGUGGUAGGGCUCAAGGCACAUAUGAGAGCUCAUACUGGUGAAAAACUUAUUUGCACAGUUUGUGGCACAGGAGUGUCUGGUUCCUCCAACCUUCGGCGGCAUAUGAGGACGCACACAGGAGUAAAACCCUAUGUUUGCACAACUUGCAAUAAGGGCUUCUGCUCCGCAGCUUACUUGAGAAUUCAUUUACGAAUUCAUACAGGAGACAAAAGAUAUAUGUGUGAGCUUUGUGGCAAAGCCUUUAUUCAGAAAGGCGAGAAAGUCAAACACAUGGCCAGGAGACACAAGCCACCUGAUGAGUCUUUAACGUCACCUUCUUCGAAGGCCAAGUGAGGAAUCACUAACAAGCUGUCUCAGUACCUGCAUGCAUUCUUAUGUCAUUAUAGCACUACUUGGGGAAGGACUUUAUUCUGCUACAAAAUGCCAUUCAGUUCCAACAUAAAGAAAUGCUCAUUUCAGAAGUGCACAAGGGUGCUGCUGACCAACUGAAAAUUUUAUGCUCAAGAUAUCAACCACUCUAGUGAAGGAGCUGCUGCAUUUAAAAGCGGAAUAAAUUGUCUCUAGAGUUGCAUAUCUUAAAAUUGUUUCUUGUAGUGUCUGCAACAUCAGAGUAAGUUUAAUUUGCAGUUUGCUUUUGCAUAUUUGAAGUAUUUUUACUUUUUCCCCCAAGGAAUGAUGUACAUUUUGCUUUUGCAUUUGUCAAAUAUAAAAUAUUAAACAAUAACUGUUAGUGGUUUCCUGUUUUAUAGUCAGGAAGAGUUACCACAGUCCUAAGUUCCAUUAUUGCCUAAAGACUGCUUGAUCCACUCAAUCCACAGCAGUUGUUGCAUGGCAAUUUUAAGCAUCUUGGAAAAUGAUGAGAUCAAAUACUAAAUUGUGAACAACCUCUUUUUCUUUGGUUUUGUGAUUAAUGAUAAAUAACAGUAGUUACCUUAUUUUAAAAUUCGUGUUUAUGCAGCCUCUAUGCUCAUUUCUUGUCUUGAAGCUAGGAAAAUGAUUAUCACAAGUCUGACAUUUUCAUACUUGAAGCAUAUUUUGUUGCUCUGUUUACUGUAAAUAAAUGAAUGGUAAAAUUGUGGUGUGUAAGAGUAUAUUAUCCUUUUCACUUCAGUACUGCUACUCAUGCUUCUUUCACCUUCUCUAUAUUGCAUAUGAAGUGAUGAGUAGAGAAGUAUUUUUUGCCGUAAUCACAAAGCGUACACAUCUUGUAUACAUUUACAUUCUUAUUGUAAACUGGUGUUUUACAUUGUCAGAUUUUCUUUCUUCAGGGUUUGUUGCAAUAACUCCUUUUAAAAUAUGGUUUUACCUAUGGGUUUUCUAAUGGUGUGUAUAACAUCACUUCAACUUUUGUUAAUGUUUUAAAUUCUGAAUGACUCGUAAAUGUGUCACAUUUUGUCUUGAGGUUGGACCUUGUGAUAGUGAGAAAUUUACUAUGAAAAAAAAGUUCAGCUGUAUAUCCUUCAUCUGUUCAACAUGUUAGGCUGAACUGGAUGCUGGUUCAUCAAUUCAGUCAUAGGAAUAGAAAUAAUGAUCUAACCACUUAGUAUUAAAUGAACAUUUACUUUCUCAGUGCAAUGAGCAUUCUUUGGAAUGGAUACCUGCGCAUUACAAAUCGACAUCAUCAUCAUCAUCAUCAUCAGUUCCUUCUUUGGUGUGAAUGUAUUUUUACAUUUAACCAUAGACGUGUAUAGAUUGUAAUUUUUUUUUAAUCCAUAGAUGAAUAAAUAUUGUCCACAUCUGUAGUCCACAUGACUGCUAUAGUGCUGUAGUGUGUAAUGCCAUGUCUAAACCACUUUUUAAGAAUGACACUGCAAAUACUUCACUUUCUUAAUAAUUACAAAUUAGAGAAUAUUCAGAUUGCACGCAGGUAGGAAAAUUGAAACUCUUGUUUUGUACUAUUAAAAGAAUUUUACUUCAUACUUUUACUUUGCUUAGUUUAUGUACGAUUUUUUGAAAAUGACAGAAAUCGAUGUCUUUAUUGGUAAUCCUAAAGAUUUACACAAAACGAGUUAAGCAUGCACAGUUAAGAUUUUAAUUAAAACGAGCCAUUGAAGCACGCUAGUGACCUCUAUAAACAUGCAAAUCGACUCAUAAAUCAAUAUGAGAAAAUGUAUUGGUAACAUAAAUGAUUUAUCAA
Messenger RNA from Pomacea canaliculata, 8281 nucleotides. RefSeq lists its product as uncharacterized. The transcript has 12 exons. Gene Ontology annotation, biological process: regulation of transcription by RNA polymerase II. NCBI's taxonomy places the organism in Eukaryota, Metazoa, Mollusca, Gastropoda, Architaenioglossa, Ampullariidae. The record is from RefSeq and is a predicted model, not a curated record. Gene Ontology annotation, molecular function: RNA polymerase II cis-regulatory region sequence-specific DNA binding; DNA-binding transcription factor activity. The coding region runs from base 97 to 6477 and encodes 2126 amino acids.